UUACAACAUGACAUUUGUUACAGCAAAACAUAAAUAGAAAUUAGCAUUUUACGUGUUAGUGCUUAGCUAAAACUAAUUGUGACUUGAAGAAAAAUUGAAGGCUGCAUAUUUGAGUAUCAUGUACAAUAAUAUAAGUUAUUUUAUAGCGUUUCUUAAAAUUUGUCAUUGUCAUUUUUUUGCUAUAUAAUAAUAAGCGAAAACCGACGGUGUAAUAUUUGCUCAAUAGGAUUCAAAGUAAAUUUAUCAAAUUAUAAUGGAACACAUUUUUUUUUUAAUUAUUUACUUGGUCCUCGUUACAACAACUGCCCAAAUACCACAAGCUAAUCUACUAAAUUUGCUUGGUAUUCCUACACUAUCUAAUCUUUUGGGACGCCAGGAUAGAUUCGAUGGAAAUAUUAAUUUCGAUCUAUCUGGUCGAAAUUCUUUUACUGGAGCGCAAGAAUUUUUUGGUAAUUUUUUGAGCGAUUGUUUAAAAUUAAUCAAAGCUGAUGGAAAAUUUUUGGGAAAUCAAAUACACGAGAGUCAAGGAAAUAUUAAAGGAAAUUUUACAUAUGGAACUUCUUAAGAACAGAUUUUUGUGAAGACUCAUAAAAAUUAUUAUUAAUUUUAUAAAAAAUUAUUAUUAGUAAGCAUAAAAAAAAGCAAAAUAAAAUGUGAACUUUGGUAUCUGCAUGUAUUGUCACAGGACUUAUAUGUUAAAGAGACUGUGCAAUCUUUGUUUUUGUGAUUCAUAUAACUGCUACUCGUACGCUAGUGUUAUUAAAGCUUUUUUGUAAUAGAAUCUCAUUUAAUAUUAAAUGUUAUUCAUUUUAUUAUCAAAAUGAAAAAAGCAUUGCACAGAUAGCAGCAACCUGGGCAAAUUCUACGUUUGUACAGCACUAUUUGAGACAAAAUAUUUUUUAUGAGAAACGUGAGUUUUUUGAGUUGAUUAGACACUUUACGUCUCUGUUGUGAUUGUAUACUCUCAUAUUGAAUAUUUAAUAGGAAUUGAGACCAUAAUAUAUUUUUUUGUUACUUAAUCUAGAAUAAUUUAUUACUAAACUUAUUACGGUUGGAAUGACUCACAGGUAAGUUAUCUGUUUUAAGACAAGUUCAGACCAAAUUCUUUAAAAAAAUGCCCUUAGUGGACUGAGUUUUUUUGGAAUUUUUUCAAGGGCUAGACCUUUAUAUUAAAUCUAUUCGAUAUUAACUCAAAAAGAUUGUUUAAUUUUUUCCUUUUUUCACAUAUGUUUGUCUAUAAUUUUUAAUAAUUUUGACCAGACAUGUCUGGUUAACAAACCAAAAGUCUCUUAAUCUUCAACACUUAUAGAAAAAUCCUGCGCUAUGUUUUCUAUGAUUUCAAUCACUGCCUAUCAUCCAACUAAGAUACAGACAUACUGCAGAAUAGCUGAUUAGCGUUGCUUAAUGAAAAAUAUAAAGAUUAAUAAAUGUUUAAUCACGUUUGAAAUAUCUUCUAUUAGAAAACAUGCUACAGUAGACAUGCUACAGUAUAUUUUAUUAUAGCUGUUUUACUUGUAUAAUUACUAGCUUCAUUGAGCAUAUAUCACUACGCUUUACUAAACUUCAA
Molecule: messenger RNA, 1567 nt
Organism: Trichogramma pretiosum
Lineage: Eukaryota; Metazoa; Arthropoda; Insecta; Hymenoptera; Trichogrammatidae
Exons: 2
Coding region: 254-565 (103 amino acids)
Source: RefSeq, a predicted model, not a curated record